Molecule: messenger RNA, 1838 nt
Organism: Schistocerca cancellata (South American locust)
Lineage: Eukaryota; Metazoa; Arthropoda; Insecta; Orthoptera; Acrididae
Gene: Mettl14
Product: N6-adenosine-methyltransferase non-catalytic subunit
Exons: 7
Coding region: 92-1294 (400 amino acids)
Cellular component (GO): RNA N6-methyladenosine methyltransferase complex; nucleus
Molecular function (GO): mRNA binding
Source: RefSeq, a predicted model, not a curated record
UGCAUACACUUUGCAAUGACGCUAGAUACAGUAUUAUCGUAGACUAUGUUUUGUUUACAUUUGAGAGCCAUCAGUAACAACAAGCAGAAAAAUGACUGAUGUGUUGAGAGAAAGGAGAGAACGGUCCCAAAAACGGAAACAGUUGCUGGCGCAGACAUUUGGUGUCUCGAAUGUAGACGAACUCCGACAAGCCCUUGGUACUUCAAUUGAACCUAAACCAAAGAAAGUUCCUAAGGAGGAAAAGCAAGUAGAGGAAAACGUUCAGGAAAAAGUAGUUACAGAAGACUCAACAACAGAUGAACUGGUAUACACCGAUUCUUCAACAUUCCUGAAGGGUACUCAGUCAUCUAAUCCACAUAAUGAUUACUGCCAGCAUUUUGUGGACACAGGUCAGAGACCACAGAACUUCAUCAGAGAUGUAGGACUGGCUGAUAGGUUUGAGGAAUAUCCCAAGCUGAGAGAGCUCAUCAAAUUGAAAGACGAUUUGAUAGCAAAGACAGCAUCUCCGCCAAUGUAUCUGAAAACAGAUCUCCAGACAUUUGAUAUGAAGGAACUGAACAGCAAAUUUGAUGUGAUUCUUGUAGAGCCACCACUGGAAGAAUAUCAGAGGACCAUGGGUGUUACCAAUAUGCAGUUCUGGGGAUGGGAUCAGAUAAUGCAGCUUGAUGUUGGAGAAGUAGCAGCUGCACGCAGUUUUGUUUUUCUUUGGUGUGGAUCUUCUGAAGGUUUGGACAUGGGCAGAGUUUGCCUACGAAAGUGGGGAUUUCGUCGGUGUGAGGACAUUUGUUGGAUCCGUACAAAUAUUAAUAAUCCAUCACACUCAAAAAAUUUAGAACCAAAGGCUGUUUUCCAGAGAACAAAGGAGCACUGUCUGAUGGGAAUCAAAGGAACUGUUCGGCGAUCCACCGAUGGAGAUUUUAUUCAUGCAAAUGUGGAUAUUGAUCUAAUCAUCUCUGAGGAGCCAGAAUAUGGGUCCUUGGAAAAACCUGUUGAAAUAUUCCAUAUUAUUGAACACUUCUGUUUGGGAAGUAGAAGGUUGCAUGUCUUUGGACGAGACAGUACAAUCAGACCAGGUUGGCUUACAAUAGGGCCUGAAUUGACUAACAGUAAUUUUAAUGCUGAGUUAUAUGCUAGUUAUUUUGCCAAUGGACAGACAACAACAGGCUGUACAGAAAGAAUAGAAGCACUGAGACCAAAAUCCCCUCCACCAAAAGGCAAAGGAUCGUCUGGUGGACGAGGCAGAGGAGGGCCAUCUAGGGGUGGUUUCUCACGGGGUCGGGGCAGGGGUAGAUAAUAAUAUUUGUGUUUAUACCAUUUCUCAUAUAAUAACAAUGUGUGUGCCACACAGAGAUCAGAAAUGAAACAUACCAGGAAAUAUUGAAAACUGUGAACUAGAUGAAUGUGUGAUGUUAAGUUUUAAUUAUUAAUUUGCAAUGUAUAAUACUUUAUUAAUGUGCAUAUAUCCUAAACCAAGAUUUAACUGCCCACAUGACUUGUAGUAAAUACAAGUGAGAUUUUAACAUGGAUUUCAUGUGUUGCAGAUAUUUGACAAAUUUAAUAAUUUUGUGAAUUUCUGCUUUAGUACAUAAUUUUAUAAUGAUCUUCCUAAAGACUUAUUGUAAAUUAUUUUAUGAUUAACUUUCUAUGAAAGAUGAUGUGUUAUAAAACUGGUGUAUAACCUCUUGUCUGAAAUAUAACUAGCAUUGAAAUCGACAUGAGAGACAGGAUAAGUAAUUAAACUUCUUGCAGUGAACACAUGGUGUGUCGUGGUGUGAUCACUCUGUUUUUAAAUACCAUAUGGUUUUAUUAAUGUUAAUCCACAUUUCAGAUCUGAUGAU